Molecule: messenger RNA, 1675 nt
Organism: Nothobranchius furzeri (turquoise killifish)
Lineage: Eukaryota; Metazoa; Chordata; Actinopteri; Cyprinodontiformes; Nothobranchiidae
Gene: lacc1
Product: laccase (multicopper oxidoreductase) domain containing 1
Molecular function (GO): copper ion binding
Source: RefSeq, a predicted model, not a curated record
CCAGAGUGGGCGUGGCCUCGCAAUGAAGGAAGCGCCCUCUCAGCUGUAGUUUCUGUUCUUUCGCCUAUGUGACAAACACGUACCUACCUGCUCUACAAGAGGCAGGAGCAGCGGACCGCUCCGGACCGGACUUGGAUCUGAACGGGAUGGUGGUGCUGGUGGAUCUGGCGCACGGCGGCUGCCCGGAGUGCGCCGGCGCCUCUCUGCUGCGGGAGUCGAGCUUGUGCGUGUUUCUGCUCUGCGGGAGAAAUCACCGGGAUAUCAGCGGCUUUUCAAAGGCGCUCCAGAGGUCACACAGCAGGGUGCAGGUGCUGGACUCUGGCUCCAUCGCGGAGUGUCUCUACUGCUUCAAGCAGGCCGUGGACCAGCUGGAUUUGGACCUGCUGGAGCAGACCUGCAUCCGGGUCUGCACAACUGCGCGGGGUCGGGAGGAGCUGGGCCAGUAUCAGGAACUGCUCUUUACGUCCGUUUAUAGGUUUGAUUAUGAGGUGGUUCAGCUCACCUGUACGAGCUGCAGAGGCUCCACCCACUUGAACCCACCUGGACUAACAGUACAGGAGGAGGUGUAUACGUUUCUGCAGCAGCUUCCUGCAUUAAAGGGAGACAUUCGAGUUCUGAAGUCAUCACUGAUUCCAGACUGCUUUGGUCACGGCUUCACCACUCGUUCAGGUGGUGUAUCCUGCAUCCCAACCCUGUCCUCCUUAAAUCUGUUCAGCAGCUGCAAGAGGAGGGACCCCGUUGCCGUGGUGAUGGAGAACAAACGCCGGCUGGCCCUCCACGCUGGUUUCCACCCUCUGCCUCUACAGUCUGUUAAGGUGAACCAUGCGAGUGACGUCUGGGUUUUGGGACAAGCUGAGCCGGACAGCUACGAUUCCAUGGUGACCAACCAGAGUGGGCUGGUUUUGACAGCACCAGGCGCAGACUGCAUGCCAAUCCUGUUCGCUGAUCCAGUGAAGAGGGUGAUUGGAGCCGCUCAUGCAGGUUGGAAAGGGACGUUAAUGGGGGUUGCCAUGGCCACUGUGAAUGCCAUGGUGGCCAACUUUGACUGUCGGAUGAACGACAUCUUGGUGGCCGUGGGACCGGCGGUGGGGGUGUGUUGCUUCACACUGCCCAGAGAGCAGGCACUGGACUUCCUCAGCAUCCAUCCAGACUGUGUCCCUGAUCCAGAGUCGCCCAAACCGCACGUGGACAUCCGUCUCGCCAACAGAGUUCUUCUCCAGAAUGGUGGCGUCCUGCCGGAGCACAUCCAUGAUGACUCGGUGAAGGACCAGAACUGGGUUUCUCAAUGCACCUCCUGUCAUCCCGAUGACUUCUUCUCCCAUGUCAGGGACGGACUCAACUUUGGCACCCAGGUGGGAUUCCUGUGGAUCAAAGAAACAGCCAAGCAGACCGCAGCUGCAGUGGGACAGACGUGACGGAGGUCAGAAGUCGGCUGUGGGAAGUCCUGGAGAUCUCCCCCAUCUUUAGGAAUGGCCUCAUCUUCCUGUAACGUGAUGUUUGUAAACUACAAAAGCCAGCAGACAUCAGUUCUGCAGCAGCAACAAGCUGAGUACUACUUCCUCCUGCUGUCACUGAACUCAAACGGGCUUAUCCGACCAUGUAAAAGAGCAUCCUGCUGCAGACGGGCGUGCUUUUGUGCAUCUCGUUUAAAAUAAAAAUAUUUAGCAUUCUUGUA